UAGCGCCGACGCUCCUCCACAAGACGCGACGCCGCCGCGCCUUCUCCGCGGACCGCCCCUGCUGCUCACCGACGCCGUGGAGCCAGCGUCAGCCGCUCUCUUCAGGUUCGACCCAAACAAGGUGCGAUGCUGACGGUAGGGCUGUUGUCGCUGUGGGCGUGCCUCGCGUCGGCCUUGCCGACGCACAGCAACUUCACGACGCACGCCCCGCUGCCCGCCACGGCGGGGUCUCCGUGGCAACCGGCCACGUCGGGCCGCAGCUACGGCGGCGCCGCCUCUUCCUACCCGGACCACCUGCUCACCAACGACGUGGCCGACCAGGAGGCGGACGCGGCAGAGUUGUCGCCACUCACCUACGGAGGCGACUUCUUCCGCAGUCGCUACUCCGGCCACUACCUGCCGCGGGGCAGCAACGAGCGGGACGAAGCGACGACGGAGACGAAGACGGUGGAGCUGGGCUCGCAGUUCGGCGCGCAGGACAGGAAGGACGAGCGCCCCAGGCCGCCCCACAGGAGGAGGGCGCGGCCGCCCAGCCCGCGCCACGGCCACGAGUACGACGACUACGAGGAACGCGACGGCGAGUACGGCUACGGCUACGGCUACGAGGCAGACGAAGGGUACUACGAGCACGGGGGCAGUUUCGGCGGGCACCACGGCCACCACGGCCACCACGGCCACCACCACGGGUACGACUCUGACCGCUUCCGGCCGCUGUACCACACGCACCACGCAGCGCCCGUCUACCUGCCCGAGCACGACGACCACAGCGACAAGUACGUCAAGCUGGGCAUCCUGGCCGUGCUCAAGCUGGUGCUGGCCAAGAUCAAGGCCUUCGGCAUCUUCAAGGUGCUGUUGCUCCUAGCCAUCAAGCUGCCCAUCUUCCUGCUCACGCUGCUCUUCAAGUUCUUCCUCGUCACCAAGUUCUUCAAGCUGCUGACGCUGCCGCUGCUGCUGCUUCCCCUGCUGCUGCUGCUGCCGCUGCUGCUGCUGCCGCUGCUGCCGCUGGCGCCGCUGCUGCUGCUGCCGUUGCUGCUGCCGCUGCUGCUGUUGCUGCCGGUACCCGUGCUGACCCCCGGCACUGCGGGCGGCACGAAUGCGGGCCGCCGCCGCCGCAGGAGCGCAGACGCUGACACAGCAGCUGACGUCGGCGGAGGGCCGUCUGCAGCCUCUGGCGUGGUGGCGGGGCACGACCUGCUGGCGCUGACCCGGCAGGUGCUGGAGGCCGACCAGUGCCUCGAGAGGAUCGCCUGCCAGCUCGCGGAGAAGCAGCGCUCCACAGUCUACAACACGUUCGUCAUCUGGGUGCUGGAGAAGAUCCAUCUAAGGGUGGCGCCAGAGCGCGUUCGCCCACGCCUGUCCUCCUAUCUGGAGGCAUACCGACAGGGGGCAGGAGCAGAAGGGAAGUGCCGCAGCAAGUACACCUGUGACAGGGCCAAGCUAGGGCUUUACAGGGGCAGCCUACUGGGGCAGCUGCUCUGAACUGAGCCGGCCUACCAUCUGAUGGGCAGCAGACGAGACCGCAUCCUAUGCAGGCUGCUGACCCACAGCUGGGCUCCUUCAGCAGGGGCAGUGGUAAUUAGAGACUGCACACACUCUGCGACAAACAACACAAACUCUUCGUUACUCUACAAGUACCACACUGCAUUGUCAAUACUAUCAAUACUUUUCACUUGUGUGUGUCAUGACUUUUUAUGCCUGCAAAAUACUGUUUGAAGUGUGGCAGGGGCCUCAUUAAACUACACACACUCACUAUCUUCUCAUUCCAUUUGAAAAUACAGCAUCUGAAGAAUAAGUACUACUACUCAGAGUUAAAGGAGGAAACAGCAUAUCAUGAUAUAUUUGUAGGGUUUACAGUCCAUCUCAAAAUAAAACUGACAUUAUAUUUGGGCAUUCAGACUGGUCAUCAUCAUAAGGUAGUUAGCUGAAUCCCGGAAAUGCCAUAGCUGUCAUCUCUAUAGAGGCCACAGAACCCUCACAGCCACAUGCACCUACAGUCAGCAACAUUUUCCUUUGGAGAGUGCAUAUGCAGUACUGCUUGUGGUGACUACUAAAUCUGCUGCCAACUCCAUCGCAAGCAUUGUGAGGCAAUUUGUUAAACUGUGUUCCACAUCUUGCUUAAAGACAGCCAAUUGUCUCAGUUAACUCCUAUCGCUUCCCUAAGAGCAUUGUCCAAUACUGAGACAUGCUAUCAACUACCUGUUGGCACACCUACCUCAUCUAGUGGCUCUUAGAGAAACUGCCAGGCUGUAGCGGAUUUUUCCAGUAGUUGAAGCCUCAUGUAAUGACAGUUAAAUUUGAGUACACACAGGUUGCUGCUGGUGUGUCUCAGCAUUAAGUCAGUGUGCUUAGGGAGGAAAUUAGAUAAGAUACUCUCAUUAAUUGAGACAAUCAGAAUCCUUUAAUCAAGGCAUAGAAAUCAUUUUUACCAUGCGUCACUUCACAAUGCUUCUGAUGCAGUCAGCAGCACAAUUUGCAGUAACUGUCUUGAUUGCAAUAUAUCACAUCUCCCAGUGCCAAUACUGGUACUGUAUAUGCACCUUGCUAAGGGACAACACCAACAGCUUCUGGCACAUGCGCUGUGGGGUUUCUGUAACAUAUAAAUAGGUAUAUAUUAUAGGAAUAGCAUCUAGAGCAUAUUGGCAGUUCAGCUACACAGCUAAAGGUGGUGUCCAACUUGGAAAGCCAAAAUGCCUUGCGUAUUUGAUUUUAGGACUGUGCUGGAGACCCAACAAUCAUAUCAUGAAUUAACACUCUGGAAAAACCUGCACAAUCACAGUCAACAGCAUACAUUAAAUGUGGACCAUUCUGAAGGGAAUAAAAUCAUAGAAACAUACAUUCAUUUCUUAAAUGUUAAAACUUGUUUGUCCACCUUACACUGUUAGCUAGAAUAAGUUAAACUUUAACUUCAGUAUUCAUUUUGCAUUAGUAGGCAGUUUUGGUCCCCAGCCACUUGAAAAUUAUAAUCUCCAGGCACCGGGAGAUAUUCCAUGUCUUUUUCUGAGCAAUUACAAGUUCACAUUAUUCAAAAUUCUGUAAUAGAUGUGUGAAUUAAGCAGAGUUGUGACUAUAAAUGAUGUCUAUCUUUAUGUAUAUAAUACUGUGAAAAGUAAAGUCGCAACUCUGCAUCUCCGUACAAACUGGAGUAGAUUUCCACAAUUCACCAUAAAUGGAUAUGAGCAUCACACUUCUGUGUAUCUCAGCUUGUGUACAAUGUUAACGUAAUUAUCUGACUAUGAUCACAUAGGUUACAGAACUUAAGAGGAACAUAGCGCGAAAAUCUCACUAGACUAGAAUUUUCUGCAUGUAAUCUAUCAAGCUGAUGAUCAUACCACACAUUUUAGUAUAAAAAUUAUUUCAUCUUCACUGUGGAAAAUAUUUUCCUGUCUCUUCUUGAGGGCUAAAAAGCCUAAAUUCAUUUCUAUAUGCUAAAGGUGGUCAGUGGAAGCCAUGGAUGAAAGGUCUUCUAUUACUGUACUCGUGUAAGUCUGAGUACAUGUUUCUAGCUCAUUAGUUGUAAUUUAUUUGAAACUAUGGAAGAUUCAAGCCAUGCAGCAACAAAUUUACAAACAUAAAUUUCAUUGCCAGUCCAUGUCAGGUCCAUCAACAAACAAUUCCUUUUAUUUUACUCAUCAGCUUUUGAGCACAUAGAUACUAACAAUAUCUGGUGAAAAUUCACAUCCAUGAGUGGCUAACAUGCUGACCAUUUGAUCUGAUAAGAGCUACCUCAUUAUACCUAGUGUAAUUCAAGUUAACUGAAUGACAACUAGAUCAUAAAAUUUUAAGAGAUAUGUAAUUACAGUAAUGUGAACUGUAACUUCUUAAGUAAUAAAUCCAGAUCACAGAGAAUGCAUAGCAACCUCUUCAAAUAACUGAAUGUGUUUAAGACUAUGAGAAAUGAUUCACUCCAAAAAUUUCCAGAUUUAAUUCAAAUGUCAAAGGAAUAUUUGUGAGCAGUGUCACUGAAGCUCACAAAUUCUCAUGUAUUUCUUGAAUGAUGGUGUGUGAUUUUGACAUAAAAUUGUGAAUGAUGUAAUCUAAACAAAAUUUGGAUUUGCAACUCUGACAACAUUAGCAUCAAUAACUAUGUACUGUUGAGCCCAUACUUCUGUGGAAAUGUUUCAGUUCAAGUUACAAUAUGACUGUCAUAUGUGUACUACUUUGCAUCUACAUUAAUAUGUCAGAUGUAUCCCUGAUACCAAAUAUUUAUUUAUUUAUUUAUACUAAUUAUUUAUUUAUUGACUAACUAAUUUAUUGUAGCUGUUUGUUUGCUUUGUCUAAAUAAAGAAGAGAUGAAAAUGA
This is a messenger RNA of Schistocerca gregaria, 4299 nucleotides long. RefSeq lists its product as uncharacterized. Bases 127 to 1479 code for a protein of 450 amino acids. The transcript is spliced from 5 exons. The record is from RefSeq and is a predicted model, not a curated record. Lineage: Eukaryota; Metazoa; Arthropoda; Insecta; Orthoptera; Acrididae.